UGGAGCCUGCGGCGACUGCACCCAAGCGGGAUCGGGCAGCGGAGGUCCCGUUGCAUCUGCCUUCUUCCUCCCCGCACGCAUACACGCAUACACGCUCACCCGACCCGCAUCUGCGGGUCUCCGGACGGGACGAUGACCUCCACCUUGCAAAGCGUCCCCGGGCGAGCGCCGCGCUGGAGCCGGGCGAGCGCGGCGAAGAGGGCAGCCGCCUUGCUGGCGGCGGCGUACGGGCUGAAAAUCCUCUGGCCGCUGGUUUGCAAGCGGCUGCGGCGGGCAGGGGGGGCGCAGAGGGCUGAGCCCCGCCUGGCAUGGGAUGCAGCUGCGACAGAAGAAGAGGAGGAGGAGGAGAAGGAGGCGGCGGCGGGCUCGGGCUCGGGGUCAUUGUCGUUGCAUCGCUCCGGGCCGGCUGCCGGCCGAGCGUCGCCGGCAGCCAAUGCGGAAUUCCUCCGGCAGCUGCUGGCGCUGCGCAAGAUCUUCUUCCCGCGGCUGGUGAGCCCCGAGAGCGGCUGGCUGUGCUUGCACUCGGUGGCGCUGGUCUCCCGCACCUUCCUCUCCAUCUACGUGGCCGGCCUGGACGGGCAGAUCGUGAAGAGCAUCGUGGAGAAGCGACCGCGCAGCUUCGGCUGCAAGUUGCUCAAGUGGCUGCUGGUGGCCAUCCCGGCCACUUUCGUCAACAGCGCCAUCCGCUACCUGGAGUGCAAGCUGGCCUUGGCCUGCCGUACCCGCCUGGUGGAUCACGCCUACCAGACCUACUUCGACCACCAGACCUACUACAAGGUGACCAACAUGGACGGCAGGCUGGCCAACCCGGACCAGUCGCUCACCGAGGACAUCAUGAUGUUCUCCCAGUCCGUGGCUCACCUCUACUCCAACUUGACCAAGCCCAUCCUGGACGUAGCACUCACCUCCUACACGCUCAUCCGGACGGCCCAGGCCAGGGGUGCCAGCCCUGUGGGACCCACGCUGCUGGCUGGCCUGGUGGUCUACUCCACGGCUAAAGUGCUGAGAGCCUGUUCACCCAAAUUUGGCAAGCUGGUGGCCGAGGAGGCCCACCGGAAGGGCUACCUGCGCUAUCUCCACUCGCGGAUCAUUGCCAACGGGGAAGAGAUUGCCUUUUACAGAGGGCACAAGGUUGAAAUGCACCAAGUUCAGAAAAGUUACCAAGCUCUGGAAGAGCAGAUGAACAUCAUUUUGUCCAAGCGUUUGUGGUACAUCAUGCUUGAGCAGUUCCUGAUGAAAUACGUCUGGAGUAGCAGUGGCUUGAUUAUGGUGGCGGUCCCUAUUAUCACCGCAAAAGGAUUUGCUGAUGGUGAUUUGGACAAUGGCCAGAAACAAGCCAUGGUGAGCGAACGAACGGAAACCUUUACUACCUCACGAAAUUUGUUAGUUUCUGGAGCCGAUGCCAUUGAACGGAUCAUAUCUUCCUACAAAGAGAUUGCAGAAUUAGCCGGCUACACUGCCCGUGUUUACAAUAUGUUUUCAGUUUUCGAUGAAGUAAAAAGGGGCAUUUACAAAAUGUCAAACCUUACUCCAGAACGGGAAAACAGCAACAAGAAAAGGAAUAAAGCCAAACAAUGCAUUAAUGGCCCUUUAGAAAUCAAAGGAAAAGUAAUAGAUAUUGAUCAUGGGAUUAUCUGUGAAAAUGUCCCUAUAAUUACCCCAAAUGGAGAUGUGGUGGUUUCCAAGCUAAACUUCAAAGUUGAGGAAGGCAUGCAUCUCCUAAUUGCCGGUCCCAAUGGUUGUGGGAAGAGCUCGCUUUUCAGGAUUCUAAGUGGCUUGUGGCCCGUCUACGAAGGGGUUCUUUACAAACCACCUCCUCAGCAUAUGUUCUACAUUCCACAAAGGCCUUACAUGUCCCUGGGAACGCUACGGGAUCAAGUCAUCUAUCCUGAUUCAGUGGAUGACAUGCAUGAGAAAGGAUACCAAGACCUGGACCUAGAAUUUAUCCUACAGAUAGUUCAUCUGAAUCAUAUUAUUCAGAGAGAGGGAGGUUGGAACACUGUGAUCGAUUGGAAAGACGUCCUGUCUGGAGGAGAGAAGCAGAGAAUGGGGAUGGCUCGGAUGUUUUAUCACAGGCCGAAAUACGCGUUGCUAGAUGAAUGUACCAGCGCCGUCAGCGUUGACGUGGAAGGAAAAAUUUUCCAGGCUGCAAAAAGUGCCGGCAUAUCCCUGCUUUCAAUAACUCACAGGCUGUCUCUUUGGAAGUACCACACGCACUUGCUCCAGUUUGACGGAGAAGGAGGCUGGCGUUUCGAACAGUUGGACGCCGCUAUCCGCUUAACUCUGAGUGAGGAGAAGCAGAGACUUGAAUCGCAACUGGCGGGGAUGCCAAAAAUGCAGCAAAGACUGAAUGAACUUUGCAAAACCCUAGGGGAAGAUUCUGUGUUUAAAACAGUGGAUCAAGGAGAAUAAACCCUUUAGGAUUCUCCCCCUGCCCACAAUUUUUUUUAAAGUAUAUAUAUGUAUAUGUUUUCUGAGGUUUUUGCGGGUGUUUGUAUGUAGGUUUUUGGUUAUUCGGGUUUUCUCCCGCGUAAAAUUGGAAGUG
Molecule: messenger RNA, 2545 nt
Organism: Crotalus tigris (Tiger rattlesnake)
Lineage: Eukaryota; Metazoa; Chordata; Lepidosauria; Squamata; Viperidae
Gene: ABCD2
Product: ATP binding cassette subfamily D member 2
Exons: 10
Coding region: 133-2412 (759 amino acids)
Biological process (GO): very long-chain fatty acid catabolic process; peroxisome organization; long-chain fatty acid import into peroxisome
Cellular component (GO): peroxisomal membrane
Molecular function (GO): ATP hydrolysis activity; ABC-type transporter activity; long-chain fatty acid transmembrane transporter activity
Source: RefSeq, a predicted model, not a curated record